Messenger RNA from Myotis brandtii (Brandt's bat), 1150 nucleotides. RefSeq names its product peptidase M20 domain containing 2 (gene PM20D2). The coding region runs from base 44 to 979 and encodes 311 amino acids. Lineage: Eukaryota; Metazoa; Chordata; Mammalia; Chiroptera; Vespertilionidae. Gene Ontology annotation, molecular function: dipeptidase activity. The record is from RefSeq and is a predicted model, not a curated record. The transcript is spliced from 7 exons.
CUGCCCCGCCGGUGCCGAGCCGGAACGGCAGGACGGGCAUUCCAUGCGCACCAGUCCUCCCACCCCGGGCAGGUGCAGGAACGCCACUAGACGUCCCAGCCUGGCCUUCGUGAGAAGGCAGAGACCCUGGGUAACUGUCCUGGGAACCCCUGCAGAAGAAGAAGGUGGUGGCAAAAUUGACUUAAUUGAAGCAGGGGCUUUUAAAAACCUUGAUGUUGUUUUUAUGGCCCAUCCAUCCCAAGAGAAUGCUGCUUAUCUCCCUGAUGUGGCUGAACAUGAUGUGACUGUGAAAUACUAUGGGAAGGCAUCUCAUGCUGCUGCGUAUCCCUGGGAGGGAGUAAAUGCAUUAGAUGCUGCUGUUCUUGCCUACAACAAUCUCUCUGUGUUAAGACAGCAAAUGAAACCAACCUGGAGAGUUCAUGGUAUAAUAAAAAAUGGUGGUGUAAAACCCAAUAUCAUUCCCUCUUAUUCUGAAUUAAUCUAUUACUUCCGUGCACCCUCAAUGAAAGAACUUCCAGUUUUGACCAAAAAGGCAGAAGAUUGCUUCAGAGCUGCAGCUUGUGCUACUGGGUGCACAGUAGAAAUUAAAGGUGAAGCACAUGAUUAUUACAAUGUCCUUCCCAAUAAGAGCCUACGGAAAGCUUAUAUUGAAAACGGGGAAAAGCUGGGAAUAGAAUUCAUUUCAGAAGAGGAUGCAGUGUUGAAUGGAUCUUCAGGAUCUACUGAUUUUGGAAAUGUUAGUUUUGUGGUUCCUGGAAUUCAUCCAUAUUUUUACAUUGGAUCUGAUGCCUUGAAUCAUACAGAACAAUAUACUGAAGCUGCAGGAUCACAGGAAGCCCAAUUCUAUACUUUGCGUACAGCCAAAGCUCUGGCAAUGACUGCGUUGGAUGUUAUUUUUAAACCAGAGUUGCUAGAAAGAAUCAGAGAGGACUUUAAAUGGAAACUUCAAGAAGAAGAGUUUUUAAAUAGAGUAGAAUAAGAGGAAGAUUGAGGAGAAGUGAUGAUUUUUUUUCUUCAUUUUUUAAUGAAGGAGGAGGGCAUGUUUGUUUUUCAAUCUUAAAGGAAUCAAAUUUCUCUUCCUGAAAAGUGAGGGCAUGGUGUGGAGAAAACACAUGAACUCUUAGCUAAAACUAAAAUGUUCACAGAUCUA